CUCAUAGUUGCUUUCCCUCUCUCACUCCCUCGAAGCUAACCGAAUUCACCGAAAAUGGAUUAAUCCUCCUCCAAAAUAUGUCCCCAGGCACAAUGACAAAACGAUGAGAUCUCUCAUGAAGAUGUUUCCACAAUCAGGGAAAUCGAUUAUCUUCGACACAUUUCCUGAUCCGACAGAUACCUGGGAGAUCAUCGAGACCAUCGGGAAAGGGACUUAUGGCAAAGUCUAUAAAGUACUCAACAAGAUCGAUGGCAGCAAAGCGGCUGUCAAGAUACUGGACCCCAUCCAUGAUAUCGAUGAGGAGAUUGAAGCAGAAUACAAUAUCCUCAAGGCUCUCUCUGACCACUCCAAUGUGGUUAAAUUCUUUGGGAUGUACUACCAGAAGGAUGUCAAAAACGGGGACCAGUUGUGGCUAGUUCUUGAGCUCUGCAAUGGAGGUUCGGUGACAGACCUGGCCAAAGGCAUGCUGAAGAGAGGGGACAGAAUGGAUGAGGCGAUCAUUGCCUAUAUCAUACACGAGGCCCUCACGGGUCUCCAUCACCUGCACAUCAACAAGACCAUCCACCGGGAUGUCAAAGGCAACAACAUCCUACUGACCACACAAGGAGGGGUGAAGCUGGUGGACUUUGGUGUUUCGGCCCAGUUGACGAACACUCGUCUCCGUAGGAACACCUCGGUGGGAACACCUUUCUGGAUGGCGCCGGAGGUUAUAGCGUGUGAGCAGCAGUUGGACUCCACGUAUGACGCUCGCUGUGACGUCUGGUCCCUGGGCAUUACUGCCAUAGAGCUGGGAGAUGGAGACCCGCCCCUCUCCGACCUCCAUCCAAUGAGAGCUCUCUUCAAAAUCCCCAGAAACCCUCCCCCUACCCUGUACCAGCCGGAGCUGUGGUCGGACCACUUUAACGACUUCAUCUGCAAAUGUCUGAUCAAGGACUUUGAGCUGAGGCCUAACGUUCUAGACCUGCUCCAGCAUGUGUUCAUCAGACAGAUUGUAGGCCGAGAGAGGAUCCUGCAGAAACAGCUGAUGGAACUCAUAGACCUCAACCAGCAGAUAGGAACCACUGGGAAGACAAGCCAUCAUGGAAAGACAGACAGAAGCACAGACAGUAACGACAGGCAUGAGCGCAUCCACACCAAGAAAGGUGGUCAAAUUAUGUCAUCAAGCCCCACCCCCGACGAAGUGGAUGACCUUGUCACCCUGGAAGUACUCGAUGAGAAUUCAGUCACAGAGCAGCUUCAGAGGCGCUAUGCCAAGGACCAGAUCUAUACCUACGUUGGAGACAUCCUCAUUGCAGUUAACCCAUUUCACAAGAUGGAGCUGUAUAGCCCACAGUAUACAAAGAUGUACAUAGGAGCGAAACGCACCGCGAACCCGCCACACAUCUUUGCUGUCGCUGACAUAGCCUACCAGUCCAUGGUGUCAUACAACGCAGACCAGUGCAUUGUAAUCAGUGGAGAGAGUGGUGCAGGAAAGACAGAGAGCGCCCAUCUAUUGGUCGAGCAGCUCACGGUGCUUGGAAAGGCCAAUAAUCGAUCACUCCAAGAGAAGAUCCUAUUGGUCAAUAACUUGGUGGAGGCUUUUGGGAACGCAUGCACCGCCAUCAACGACAACUCCAGCCGCUUCGGGAAAUACCUGGAGAUGAAGUUUACCUGUGGGGGGACCGUUGUCGGAGCGCAAAUCUCAGAAUACCUCCUGGAGAAAUCCCGCGUCGUCCAUCAGGCCACAGGUGAGAAGAACUUCCACAUAUUCUACUACAUCUAUGCUGGUUUAGCUGAGCGGAAGAAACUUGCCCACUACAAGCUAUCAGAGAGCAAAACCCCGAAGUAUCUGUUCAACGAGCACAUUAAAUUGGGCCCUGACAUAGUGAACAACACCUUCUACAAGGAGCAGUUUGACUCGGUGGAACAGUGUUUCAAAGUCAUCGGCUUUACCCUGGAGGAGCUGGGCAGUGUGUACAGUACUCUGGCUGCUAUCCUAAACUCAGGCGACAUUGAGUUUACCUCUGUGGCCUCCGAGCACCAAACCGACAAAAGCAACAUCUCCAACAUAGCAGUUCUGGAGAAUGCUGCGUCGCUGCUGUGUAUCCGUCCAGACGAGCUCCAGGAGGCCCUGACGUCCCACUGCGUAGUGGCCCGGGGCGAGACCAUCGUCAGGCCCAACACGGUGGACAAGGCCACGGAGGUGAGGGAUGCCAUGGGCAAGGCCUUAUACGGCAGACUCUUCAGCUGGAUCGUCAACCGCAUCAACACCCUGCUCCGACCCGACACACACCUAGGAGAGGAUGACAAGGGCCUGAACAUUGGCAUCCUGGACAUCUUUGGCUUUGAGAACUUCAAGAGGAACUCGUUUGAGCAGCUCUGCAUCAACAUCGCCAACGAACAGAUCCAGUUCUACUUCAACCAACACAUAUUCGCCUGGGAGCAGGACGAGUACCUGAAUGAGGAUGUGGACGCCAGGGUGAUUGAGUAUGAGGACAACCGUCCUCUCCUGGACCUGUUUCUGCAGAAGCCCAUGGGCAUGCUGUCACUGCUGGACGAGGAGAGCCGUUUUCCCCAAGCCACCGACCAAACCCUUGUAGAAAAGUUUGAAGACAACCUGAAAUCCAAAAACUUUUGGAGACCAAAAAGGGUGGACCUUGGCUUUGGAAUUCAUCACUAUGCUGGAAAGGUGAUCUACAACGCUGCAGGCUUCCUCUCUAAGAACAGAGAUACACUACCGGCAGAUAUUGUUCUUCUACUGAGGUCGUCAGAAAAUCAGCUGAUUCGCAAACUGGUCACCCACCCGCUCACCAAAACAGGUAAUUUGGCCCACACAAAGGGUAAAGGAAUGAACACACUCAUGAGCAUGCCUCGCACCCCAGCACACCCUCACCGCACCAUGAACUUUGCCAAGAUGGGAGUGCUUAAGUUAUACAGUUCUAGUAUGUCACUCUGUGAGGGUGAUACUGGAACUGGAGAGACCACCCACCAUCCUAGAGAGUCCACCAACAUGAGAACACAGACAGUAGCCUCCUACUUCAGAUAUUCCCUAAUGGACCUGCUGUCCAAGAUGGUGGCGGGACAGCCCCACUUUGUGCGCUGCAUCAAGCCCAACAAUGACCGGCAGGCCAGUAAGUUUGACCGGGAGAAGGUGCUGGUGCAGCUGCGUUACACGGGCGUCCUGGAGACAGCUAAGAUCCGCCGGCAGGGCUACUCUCACCGCAUCCUCUACACCAACUUCGUCAACAGGUACUACAUACUAGCUUUCCAUGCGCACAAAGAGCCAGAUGUGAGCCCAGAGACUUGUGCAGCUAUAUUGGAAAAAGCCAAACUGGAAAAUUGGGUCCUGGGCAAAACUAAAGUGUUUCUGAAGUACUACCAUGUGGAGACCCUAAACCUGAUGGUGAGGCAGACCAUAGACCGCAUCGUUCUGGUCCAGGCCUACGUCCGGGGCUGGCUGGGGGCCAAACGUUACCGCAAAAUACUGGAGAAGAGAGCACAGAGCGCUGUGGCCAUACAAUCAGCGUACAGAGGACAUAAAGUACGGAGGAGAUGUGCUGAUGAUAAAUUAAGCAAAGCCAAGUUUGAGACGUUCAUCACCCAGUUACAGGCUGUUUGCCGAGGUCACCUCGCCAAGAGGAAGUACAAGGAGUUGGUGGAGGAAAAAAAUAAAGCAGCAGCCAAGAUUCAGGCCCAUUACAGGGGACACCGGGAGAGGAAGAGUUUCAAAAAGAAAAGGGAGGCCAUUGAGAAAGACAGGGUAGAGAAAGAGAGGAUCGAAGCUGCCAAACUGGAGGAGGAAGAGAUGGCCAAAUCCGCCGUGGUCCUCCAGAGUAAUUACAGAGGCUAUAAGGAGAGAAAGAAACUCAGGGAGCGCCACAAGACACUGUCCGGAGACGAUUUGAGACUAAGGUCACCCUCACCUGUGGAGUUGGAGUCUGCUAUUAUCGAGGAGGAUGAAGAGGAGGAGCAGGAGUUUGCAGUGGAAAAGGAAGAGGAGAAUGGGUUGACCGAAGUUGCGGAGGAGGAGGAAGAGGAUGAAGACACGGCCAAGGCGGAAGAGGACGACGACGAUGAGCACACUGAAGUGGGUGAAGAGCUGGUGGACGAGGAAGACACAGAAAUUGACGAGCAACAGAAUGCAGAGCGAGGAGAAGGGGAGGAGGUUAACCCGGAACAGGAAGCUAAGGCAGCUACAGUUCUCCAGAGCAACUUCAGGGGCCACAAAGAGAGGAAGAGGCUGGUUGAAGAAGGCAAGAUCCCAGCAAGGAAACAGAGAGUUAUGAGCCCAACUGAAGACGAGACCGCAGAGGUAGAAGGUAUGUCAAAACCAGAAGGAAUGUCAAAGGUUCCAGAGACAGCAGCCGUGUCUGCAAGAGUGGAAGAGAAGGAGGAAGUAGAAGAGGCCAAGGCAGCAACGGUCAUUCAAAGUAACUUCCGUGGCCACAAGGAGCGCAAACGCCUGCAGGAGGAAGGAAAAAUCCCCAAGAAAAAGAAGGCGAAAGAGGCCAAAGAACAACUGAAACAAGAACUAGUCCAGCCACAGGAGCCAACGCUAGAACCCCAACCAGAGCCGUCCACCGCAAGCCAGUCGGAGCCAGACGAGGAAAAAGCUGCCACCGUUCUACAGAGCAAUUUCAGAGGACACCGGGAUAGAAAGAAAUUCAAGGAGGAGAGAGAACGGGUCAAAAGGAGCAAGGAGGAACCCAUGGUUGAGGAACAGGAGGAAGGAUUGAAGGUUGAGGACAGGGUUGUGGACCUCACCGAUGUAGAGCUGGUUCGCAUAGAGGAGACAGAGUCUCAGGGAGGGGAUAUGUAUGACGAGGAGCAGGCAGCGGUGAAGAUCCAGAGCCAGUUCAGGGGCUACAAGGACAGGAAGAACCUGAAGGCCACCAAGGCCACAGCCCAGAGAGAUAUGGAGGAACUGGAGGUCUUUUCUAAAGAGGUCUCGACGUCUUCCCAGAACUACAUGAGCCUCCAGCAGAAACUGAACGAGAUCAUCCUGGCCCACCAGAUAAACCCAGCCAAUAACGGCAUGUUUGUCAAAGGGCAGGCAGUCAAUGGCUUUGCUGCCAACCAUCAGCAAUCAGUCGAUCUGAAAGUGUGUCGGACGCCUCGCAGAACCCAGCAGCCAAAGACACUCAACACCCCUGAGGACUCUACGUACUACAACCUCAUCCAUAGGUCUGUCCAGGAUGACAAGCGCAGGCCACGGAAACAAGGUCCUGGGAAGCUGCUGGACGUAGAUGACCAGUACUACCAGGGCCUCCCCACCAGUAGGUCCACCGGUGCCAUAGCCGGAGACAGACGCACCUCUCUCACCAGACGAGCAUCUCUCGAGAGGAGGCAGUCUAUCGAACAGAAGCGCUCUAUAGAGAGGAGACAGUCUUCUGCGAGGAGACAGUCUUCUGACAGGAGGCAGUCAACAGCUGCAGACAGAAGUCCACAGACAAGAAGACAGUCUGCAGCCGCCGACAGAAGGCAGUCUACUGACCAAAGACAGACUGCAGCUGCAGACAGAAGUCCACAGACCAAAAGACAAACUCCAGACAGGAGACAAUCUAGAGAGAGGGCAGUCUCCGAGCCAGCAGAUAAAAGGCACUCCGUUCCCAGACUGCCCUCUGCAGAGGGCCAGGACGACAACCCUUAUGACUACAGAAAGCUCCUGAGAAAGACCUCCCAGAGAAGAAGGCUCAUCAAACAGUACAGAGACUGAGCAGUGCCCUUCUCAAAGGCAUACUCCAUUUAAAGCAGAUUGGCAUAAUACCUCCCUGUAUGUGACACCGCCAGAAGCAUGCCAUAACAUCUGACAUAAUGCGACAUGAUAGUUCAUUACUGUUGACUUUUGUUAACAUCUGACAAACCCUAUUUGAAUGUCUAAUGAGUUGCGUUCUAUGAUAGUGCUGUGUCAGCUGUUAUAAACUAACAUUGGUUUUCAUAAAAUGUCAUGACAGCUGGUAUGUUUUGCUUAUGGCAUUGUUAUGACGGUGUUGCGCCAAGCCACUUCCCUGUAGUUACCAGGUUGAGUUUGGGGCCUAUACAUAGCAGAUGGCGUCACGAACGGGUUAACUUUGUCAGUCUGUAAAUACUUGCGUCAGGCUCUUCUAAGAAGCAGAUUUGUUGUAUCUACUUUAAACAAUGCUGGUAAGCUUCAUUCACUGCUUAGUGUGAGCUGAUAAUGUGUUCUUUAUCCUUCAAAAUGUAUAUGAAAGGAAUUGAAUGUCAAAAGAGAUAGAGAAUAGAAAUGGAGUGGUAUGUGGUGCAAGCCAUGAAGGCUCUACCUCUAGGAUCUGUUUCAGUGUAUUGUGAUCGAUUUAAAACAGGUUUACUACUAUUGAUGUCCAUGAAUAUAAAGUUGGAAGGAAAAUGUGG
Messenger RNA from Oncorhynchus kisutch (coho salmon), 6351 nucleotides. RefSeq names its product myosin IIIA (gene myo3a). The record is from RefSeq and is a predicted model, not a curated record. The transcript is spliced from 37 exons. Gene Ontology annotation, cellular component: filopodium tip; photoreceptor inner segment; stereocilium tip. NCBI's taxonomy places the organism in Eukaryota, Metazoa, Chordata, Actinopteri, Salmoniformes, Salmonidae. Gene Ontology annotation, biological process: regulation of actin filament length; positive regulation of filopodium assembly; peptidyl-serine phosphorylation. Gene Ontology annotation, molecular function: protein serine/threonine kinase activity; microfilament motor activity; protein binding. Bases 104 to 5695 code for a protein of 1863 amino acids.